GGCUCUCUGUCUUCUUCGGUGGUGCACUUGCUUGCGAAGGGAAGUGUCCUCCGUGGUGUCAUUGUAGGUGUUCGAGGUUGAAAAUCUAGAAAUAGACAAUGUCUGGUUACACGCCAGAUGAGAAACUUCGCUACGGGCAGCUGAUAAAGCUUCGAAGGCAGUGGCUCAAGGACCAGGAGCUCAGCCCAAGGGAGCCCGUGGUGCCGCCGGAGCCUCUUGGCCCUGUCGCAAAAUUUUGGGACGGCUUUUUGAAGCCUAAGAGCCUGUGGAGGCUUUACACCUACAAAGCAUACAAAGGUGGAGUUUGCACACUGGCACUUUUAAUACCUACUUGGAUUAUUUACUACUGUAUGAAAUAUCAUAUUUCUCAAAGGCCAUAUGGCAUUGUGGUAGUGAAGCCCAGGCUGUUCCCAGGUGACACCAUUCUGGAGACAGGCGAAGUUGUUCCAGAUCUCCCUGAGACCCAUGGUCAUCACUAAAGAUGAAAUAUUUGAAAUAUGAAUGAAAUAAUUCAGAUUGUGGUAAAAAAAAAAGCUGUAUAUUCCAUUAAAAUAUGUGACUAAG
Molecule: messenger RNA, 564 nt
Organism: Betta splendens (Siamese fighting fish)
Lineage: Eukaryota; Metazoa; Chordata; Actinopteri; Anabantiformes; Osphronemidae
Gene: ndufb6
Product: NADH:ubiquinone oxidoreductase subunit B
Exons: 4
Coding region: 99-479 (126 amino acids)
Biological process (GO): mitochondrial electron transport, NADH to ubiquinone; mitochondrial ATP synthesis coupled electron transport
Source: RefSeq, a predicted model, not a curated record